GUUUAUGAGACAUACAAAAACAAGGGAAACACACGCGAGAUGAAAAUAACAACAAUGAUGGAAACAUGUUAACAUCAAACAGUAUUAAAUCAGAGACUUACGUCUGAAACUGCCAACACCAGUCAGUAAAUGUUGUGAAAAGAUGAGAAAAUGCCUGGAUUCCUCUGCUGGUCCCAGAAAGAGAAUGAGACACACACAGAGCAGAACCACCAAGCCCAGUUAAACCUCUGUCAGCUGACUCACUGGGGACACACAAAUUCAUGAGACUGUGAAGAUGGAAGGGGUCCAACCCCCAGAUGAGAAUGUGGGAAACGCACCAGGGAGGAGAUUCCAGACAAACAAGCUAUUGCUGGUGACCUCCGCAAUUCAGGGGCUGGGGCUGCUUCUGUGUCUCACCUACAUCUGCCUGCACUUCCAUACUUCUCAGGUGACAUCUCCGUACCACGCGAAUAUCAGAACACAAUUUACCAGGUGUGACAAAGAGAAAUGCUUCAUUGUCACACACCCAAACAAGGAGCAAACCAUGAAGGUGCAAAACAACUCAAUCAUCAUCAACUGUGAUGGAUUCUAUCUCAUCUCCCUGAAGGGCUAUUUCACCCAGGAGAUCAACCUCAACUUUCAUUACCGGAAGAAUCGGGAGCCCCUCUUCUCCCUGAGCAAGGUCAAAUUUGUCAACUACAUCACCGUGGCCUAUCUGCGCUACAAGGACAAAGUCUCUUUGAAUGUGACCACUAACAAUACCUCCUGGGAAGACACCCAGGUGAACGGUGGGGAAUUGAUUCUCAUCCAUCAAAAUCCUGGUGGAUUCUGUGUCUACUGAGGACCUGAUGGCCACACCUAAGCCAGGCACCAAGUAUGAAUGCCAGACUGGGGGUGGACAGGACACAGAUUCUUCCUUGGGGGUGGAGAACUUGCACCAGCUCAGCCCCCGUAGAUGGUCACACAGGAUAUGACCAGAAGAAGAUUCCCCCACCCCCACUCAGGGAUAUUUAAAACUUAUUUUACAUAUCAUUUAACUUUAUUUAUCCUCAUGUCUUCUAAAUCACCUAGCCCUUAUCUCUCAUAAUUGCCUCAAGCCUAUAAGGAUAAAUGAGUACCUACGUGCCUCUUCCUU
This is a messenger RNA of Rhinolophus ferrumequinum (greater horseshoe bat), 1114 nucleotides long. RefSeq names its product TNF superfamily member 4 (gene TNFSF4). Gene Ontology annotation, biological process: immune response. Gene Ontology annotation, cellular component: membrane. NCBI's taxonomy places the organism in Eukaryota, Metazoa, Chordata, Mammalia, Chiroptera, Rhinolophidae. Gene Ontology annotation, molecular function: cytokine activity; tumor necrosis factor receptor binding. The record is from RefSeq and is a predicted model, not a curated record. The transcript has 5 exons. The coding region runs from base 275 to 820 and encodes 181 amino acids.